AUUGCUCUGCGACGGUAGCGGAAGAGACGUGGCAAAAAAGCACUCUGACGAGAUGUUAAAAAGAUAUUGAGGAAAGUAUUCGAGAGUGUUGACAUUUGCUUCAACUUGUGGUUGACUGGUAUUUCCUUUGAUAUUUUCAGGGAGAUCAUGGGUCUGUGCAAGUGUCCUAAGAGGAAGGUAACGAACCUGUUCUGCUUUGAACAUCGUGUCAACGUGUGUGAGCACUGCCUUGUAUCCAAUCACAACAAGUGUAUUGUACAGUCAUACCUACAGUGGCUACAAGACAGCGAUUACAACUCCAACUGCAGCCUGUGCAGCCAGCCCUUAGAUUCCCAGGAUACUGUUCGACUAGUUUGUUACGAUUUAUUCCACUGGUCAUGUCUGAAUGAGUUGGCCUCCCGUCAGCCUCUCUACACGGCACCUGCUGGGUACCAGUGCCCAACAUGCCAGGGUCCUGUGUUUCCACCCCCAAACCUGGCCAGUCCUAUUGCAGACAUGCUGAGAGAACUACUGUCCUCCGUCAACUGGGCUAGAGCAGGACUGGGCCUUCCGCUGAUUGAAGACCCACCAGAGAGGGAGGAAACCUCAACACAUGAUGUUACGUGUUACUCUGAAUGGUCAACUUUUGAGACCCCUGCAGUGGAUAUAACGAUGUCAAACCCCACACUCACCAGUCUACCACCCCAUCAGGAUGUGGAGCACAUCCACAAUAAUGGAGAACUGAGUGCCCAGAAACACUCUGUCAUCAAUAUGAGCACCACCUCUACCACCGACACAGUCACUAUUAACACAGCUACUUCCCCAAGAAAGGUGUACGACACACGGGAUUCAGGAAACAGUGAAGUGAUGCAGAUUGACUUUGAUGACGAUAAAUACCGCAGACGACCUGCCCUUAGCUGGUUUGCACAGCUCCUAAAGAAUCGUAGUAACACUAAGAAAAAGGCCCUCACACUGAAACAGCGAAUCUUCAUGUUGCUGUUAGUUGGAGUGAUUGGUUUCUUCACCCUCAUCAUCAUCAUGGCUAAACUGGGUCGGGCCUCUGCUGAGUCAGACCCGAACCUGGAUCCCAUGCUGAAUCCCAACAUCAGGGUAGGCAACAUGUAACGGAUCAACUUCCAGCUAAAGCUCAAUGUGUGGAUUCAGCGUGGAGUUUGA
Molecule: messenger RNA, 1155 nt
Organism: Rhinichthys klamathensis goyatoka
Lineage: Eukaryota; Metazoa; Chordata; Actinopteri; Cypriniformes; Leuciscidae
Gene: zfpl1
Product: zinc finger protein-like 1
Exons: 8
Coding region: 148-1104 (318 amino acids)
Cellular component (GO): Golgi apparatus
Source: RefSeq, a predicted model, not a curated record